GAGGUUUCAAUUUCGCUGAUGUACAGCGUGUAGCUCUGUUCCGAAGAAAGAAUCCGUAGAAGGAAUCCGGAUUUGGAGCAAGGCGUUUUGUUUUGUUUUGUUUUUUUUAAGAAACUGUGUCGUGUUGUGUUGACUUGCCUCGGUUUCACAGUUGCGAGGCAGUUAUAAGAGAACAGGAAAUCGCUUAAUAAAUAGGAGUUGCUCGUUACAUUAUUAGCCCUGUGUUUGCACGUGCUGAGGCCUCGGUCACAUGUAAGAAGCCGUUUGGCACCCAGGCGAGUUCCGAUGUGCGGGGUGGGGUAUGGAUUCCAUUGGAAAAUCAUGUGGAUUGGUCUAAAUCCGCCCUUUCCCUUUCCCUUCCCUUCCCUUCCUAUCCCGCCAAUACACGAGUUGGCAAUGGUUGGGUUUUAAUGAUGGUGUAUUUCGGCUUCGGAGGAAUAUUCAGGUGGAUUCGGGAGUUCCCGGCGAAAUAGGCUGAGCCUCCAGAAUGGUGCUGAACGCCUGAUGACGCAGGGAAAGUGAAGAGCAAACGAAGGGUGACUUGGGAGUUUGGGGAGCCAACCGUGCAGAUAACCUGCAUCAGCAUUUUAAAAAACCUAAAGAAAACUUGGCCUGAACUUGGGACUUUCGAUUUUUCCCCCCUAUUGGAAGAUCCUGGGAUUUCUUCCGUGCACAGGGGGUCCUAAUUAAUCCCCCAACCCUGUCCUGUUAAACUCCUUAAAGAUCACGAGGGCCUUUAUUGUUGUUGUUUUUUGCGCACAUCUAGAGGGAUGUCUUCAAUUUUAAUUUGGGGUUAUUUCCUCUUCGGUGCGCCUCAUUUAGAUGAAUAAACAAAUGCACAAUCCCACUUCGUUUUCCGUUUGGGAUUAAUAGGAUAUCGGGAUUGUUUGGGGUUUAAUUCUUUUCAUUGUUGUUGUUUUUCUAAGUCACCAAUGUAAAUGACAAAGUUGAAAAAAGAUCAAAGAGAGACGGGGGGGGGUGAGAAAGCAGAAGUAGAACAGCCAUCUUUUGAAAGCAAAGUCAAAAGGAGGAGUACUGUAAAAGCAACCAGAAUAGGAGCAGGUGGAUUUCUCCGGGAGAGUGGAGCACAGGUAUGGAAAUGCAGCUGAGGAGAACUUGGGUUAUCCGAGGCUGGUAUUGCUAACCUAAGAAGCGCUCAGUCAAGGAUUGGCAUCAACAGGUAGUAUGAUUUCAGUCUAUAGUUAUUAAUUCACAAAAGACCAUGCAUUUUGGAUAAAGUGUUUGAUAUUCUUGUUUUAUAUAAAGAUGGCCAGCCUCUUUUUCCCCUGGAGCUUUGUAGCCUCUUGGUAUACCUUUCCAAUCCAGUAUCCCCAAAAUACAUUUGGCUAUAGACCUCUCAUCCUCAGCCAGUGUAGUCACAGACAUAUCUGAAGAUCUGCAGAAUAGAGAAGAAACUGUUUUUUUCUUGAAAAGAUACCUACCUCUGCUAGAUGUUGAUUGGAAUAUCAUUGAGGACAGGCUGAUAGAAUUGCAUCUUGUAUUUAAUGCUACUCAUGCUGCUGUAACCACAAUUAAGUGAUUAUUAAGCUAUUUAAUUCUUUGGAUGUUUUGUUUAAUAACUCUGCUUCUGUGGUCUGCAAAAGUUCUGGUUUGCCAGUUCUCUUGAAAGUUUAUAUUUAAUCUGUGGGGCAGGUGGUUUGUAGUUAACCAUUAAAGAGAAAGAAGAAAAUAUUGCAGAUGGUAAAACAAAAGAAGAAAACCAAGUCAAAAUGUUUCUCAAAUGUUUAUUUAGCAAAAGGAUUUGAUCUGAUCUCAAAGUUGCCUUCACUUAUGCAUUAACUCUCCCCAGGUUGGCGCCUACCAGAUGUAUACAAUCGUAUCUUUCAUAAUUCCCAGGCUGUUUCUGGGGGACUGUCAGGAGUACCCAAGAAAAUGUCAGGUGACAGCUUGUCAACCAAAGCCCUAAAGAUCAAACGGGAGAUGGGUGAGAACACACCACAUCUUUCAGAUGAGGAGCUUAUGGGAUUGUCAGUGCGGGAACUUAACCAUCAUCUGAGAGGCCUGUCCAAGGAGGAGGUAGCCAGAUUGAAGCAACGUCGGCGCACUCUGAAGAAUCGUGGCUAUGCGGCCAGCUGCCGAGUAAAGCGGGUGUGUCAAAAGGAGGAGCUGCAGAAGCAAAAGACAGAGCUAGAAAGGGAAGUUGAUAAGCUAGCGCGUGAGAAUGCUGCCAUGCGCCUUGAGCUGGACGCCCUGCGUGGCAAGUAUGAAGCGCUGCAGGGCUUUGCCCGCACAGUCACUGCUCAUGGCACUGCUGCAAAGGUGGCAACUGCCAGCGUUAUCACCAUUGUCAAAUCUGGUUCCAACCAGGCCACCUACUCCUAGUGCCUACAAGCCGAGCCAUGAACUAAGUCCUGUUGCCAUGCCUCUGCACAGCUCUUACCUAAAGCGGCUGUAGCUGCACUGGCUCUUUCCUUCUCCCACUUUUGUUCCAGCCACUGGAGGAGACACAGUUGACUUGAAGACCAAAUGGCUAAAUGUUGAACUUUGUCCUUAGUCCUUGCCUUCAUUGGAAGAUUGUGGGAAAGUGGUGCCCAACUUGUGUGUAAUUUUAGCUGUCAGUUAUUUGUGAAUUGGAUUACAGUGGCCAGUUAUUUUUCUUUUCCAUUUUAUAUUUGUUAGGUUUUCUUCUCUGCUGCUUCAUACCUUGCGACUGAUUAAAUGUAAAACAGAGAGGUUUGAAGAUGAGAUCUUAGUUGGAAAUGCUGCUUCAGAGAAGUUUUGACAGCAAUUAUAGAGAAAGGCAGAUAGCUUCUACCUGAUGGGAAAAAAAAGGGGAUGCCAAGAUUGAAGUCUCCUUUUAAUGUCUAAAACCUAGUGAUUAUAAUAAUCCAGAUGUUAUCAGAGGAUAUCAAUUUCCCAGUUUCUUGGUGCAUUGUUCAGACACAAGUCUAGGUAUUCAUGUAUAACCCUGUCUGCUUUUUGUUGUAAACCAUAGUUCCCAUUUACCUACUGUUUAAUUCAGAGCCUCUCGAUUGCUUCACCAUGAAAUUGUUGUUUUACAAGAAUCAGUCUGAGCCUCUGAUGAGUAGACAUUUAAAAAUGGUCAAGAAAAGUGUUAUUGCUUGGUGACUGCAAGGGUGAUGGAAAAACAGAUCACAAAAGGGACAUGGUCAAAAAAGAGCUAGUUGCUGCUAACCCAACCUAGGAAGAAAUAAAGGAAUUAUGCCCAUUGCAGUGAUUGGAGAGACAAUCUCUCUGCAACUGUGUGUGGAUGCAGCUGUGCUCCAAAUACUCUUUUGAUUGUAGAAGUGGUCUUUUGCUGAAGUUAUAAGAUUUAUGGACAAAAUAGAAGCAGUUUUCUAAAGAAGGAGAAAGAGAGAGAGAGAAGGAAGUGGGAAAAGUAAAGAGGGAGUGUAUUAAAUGAGGCAGGGGUGGAUAAAGCAAGUGAGACUGAUGGAUAGUGAAGGGGCAUCAGAAUUACAAGUGAAGUUCUAGAGAAGACACUGAGGUGUCUAAAACAAUGAGUUCCAUGAGGGGUACCAAUAGCAACCAACAGAAUGUAAUGAAGAGACCCUUUUGUAUUUUCUUUCUGUUUUUGCAUUGGCAAAAUACUAGAAAUAGAAACUCAGGAAAGAAAUAUACCCAACUAUUACAGAGAUUAAGACAUUAUAUGUUCAAGAGAACCAAGCUAUACGAAGGUUGGCCCAACCCAAGAAGCAGUACAGGCAAUUGGGUGUGGGGUUCUGAGAGGUUCAGAAUCAGUCCUAAUCAUAGCGAUGCGGUGUAACCCAGCACAUCUCUUCCAGUUUCUUUUUUCUCCCCAAAAGCAAGUUGAGAAAGAUCCAGUCACUUACGUAGAACAAGGAAAGGAGGCUUCAGUUUGAAAAACAUUGGUGAGGAAUAUAGUUCCUCUGUUUUGUGGCCUAAUUUUUGCCCCAUUCAGCUAUGUAAAAUGGAAGAUGCAUUUCUCUUGAGGAAAGUGUCGCAGCUGAAAUUCAAAACGCUUUUCUUCUUUAUAUCUGAAGGAUGCCUUUUCACAAGAGCAGGAAAAUAGCUUGAAUCAUAGCCAAAAAUAAUUUCUAUCAUGAAAAUAAAACCUAGUGUGGUCUAAGCUAGCACAAUGGCAGAGUUAGGUUCUCCUGGAUGCCACUGUGUUUGUCUCUUGUUCUUUUAAGAUAAUAUUCUCAUAUGCACUUAGUAGGAUUUACUGUAAAAACCACACUGUUUAAAAUGUUUACAAUCACAAUCUUGCCCUUUUCAUUAUAGCAGCUUUUAUACCGUCCAGUGGUUUUCCAGAUGCAUUCUGCCAUAUUGGCUGGAAAUGUGUAUUGCAGACAACACAAACAUGGAGAAAACUGAUACCAUUCAAAAGCCUAACUUAGUAAACACAUGAACAGUGUAUUGUUUCCCUUUCUCUGCCAUGCUGUCAUGAAUCCCAUAUGUCAUUUAAACCAAACUGCCGGCAUGUACACACAGAAUAUCAUUAGCACUGGACUUGUAGAAUCAGCUAUUGAUAUACUGCCUAUCUGUAUGCCUUUUUGGCCAAGCAGUUUUAGCCCAUUGCCUUCUCAUUUUAAAGUGAGUAUGAAAUUUUACACCAAGCAUGGAUGAUAUGAGAAUAGCACAUCUGUAUCAAGAGACGCUGGCAGUUCCAUUGCUUAAGAAACUGGGAGGUUUAUACACCUGGGAGACAUGGAUACAGUAAUUCUGGAGAAAGCAUGGAGAAGGGUUAGAUUAGAAGACUUAGGAAAGCACCUUCUUCCAUUAAAUAUAUGUUGCUAAUAUAAGAACCAGUGAGUAUUUGUGGGUAAUCAUUUCCAGGCAUGUGCCAGUGACUUAUUUAAGUGGCAAAUAUGAUCCAUUUUUUAAAAAGACAUAUGGUUGGGUUUACCCAUCCUGCAGCUUAACGUGACUUCUACCCCUAAGAUGGAAUCAGCUUCCAAACCAGUGUUGUCCAUCCUUCCUCUCCAACCUUUUGAUCCUUAGUGGGGAUUCCCUCUUUAACGUUUCUACCCUUGUUCACCCUAUUUUUCCUUGUUCCUACUCUGUGAUUUAUUUAUUGCACGAAUAUAAGUUAUUUUCACAUUCUUUAUGCCGUUCUGCCUUGUGGCACGGCCGGGAUGUUGGUACAGAGCUGUACUUUAUAUUUUAUAUAUGCAAAUCACAUUUUAUCUUCUAUAGAGCAAGAAAAAAAGUACUUAUUUAUUUUCUGACUUACAGUGUGUCCUGCCAGACUCCUCUGUAUUUUGUAGAAUUUACAAAUAAAGCCAGAUUUUUUUUCCAAAAUGGAAAAACUGAAAAUAAGUGAUAUGUGCUCUUUUCUUGUGAAAAUGAAAGAGAUUGUGCUGAAGAUCUAGGAAUCAAUUCUGGGAAUUUCAUUGAAAAUGUAUACAGCAUUAAUUUUAUGGUUGCUGGUCAUUUUCAGACAUAGUAGAGAAUAUGCCAUCCACUUUUAGGAGCCUUCAACACCAGGUAAGGUUGUGGGGGAUAAAAAUCUGCUUCUGAGUUACUGGAAGCCAGUAUUGGGACUAUUUUCUACCUUUUAAAGACAAUGGGUGUAUCUCUUAUUUAAGUACACCACGAAGUGCUUGUGUGAUUAGGCCAAUCACAAGGCACAUUUUUGUGAAAAAGCCAAUAAUAUUAAAAUACUGUACAAAUCAUUAGUCCGAUCUUAAUAAAACACAAAACAGGUCUAAAUGUAGGAAUACAUAAGUACUCAUUUAAUCUACAGUACAAUUUUCAACUUUUAUAAGUUAUUUUCACAUUCUUUAUGCCGUUCUGCCUUGUGGCACGACCUUCUAGGCCUUGCGACUGAUUAAGAGCUGGCUGGAGAAUUCUGGGAAUUGAAGUCCACAAGUCUUAAAGUUGCCAAGUUUGGGAACCACUGUUCUAGGCUAAAGAGAAAUAAUUUGUUUGCUAUUAUUUGGUGGUGGAGGUUAAAUCUGAGAUCCAAAAUGCAAAUCCAAAAUCUUAUU
Molecule: messenger RNA, 5936 nt
Organism: Thamnophis sirtalis
Lineage: Eukaryota; Metazoa; Chordata; Lepidosauria; Squamata; Natricidae
Source: RefSeq, a predicted model, not a curated record